CAAAAGGCUUGUCAACUUCCGGUGACCCUCAUCGCCCGGGCUGUAUGUGUGCGCUCGCGGGGGCCGCUGCAUCGAUGCAGUGGAAUGAGACACAAUCCAAAUCCCCGGUCCUUUACACUGACAGAUGCCUCUUUAAAAAUAAAUGAUAACUAGCGACAAACGAGUAUUUGUAACAGGGACUCCACAAGGGCGUAACUGGAUGCCGGUGUUGGCAAAUAUCCGUUACAACUGUACAGUUACAGUAUAUAUUGUACAUACCCGCUCUGUAUCUGUAUACAGCCGUGUGUCCAUGUUGUUUCCCCUAGCUGAUUAACAAUCAACCGGGAGAAACGGAAACCAAACGGAACGCCGAGUUGUGGUGGAUAUUAAUAAAUGUUUCUUAUCCCCAUCUUCAGAGAUCCCCAUCAACGGGACUGACUCGAUCGCCGCUGGAUGGUAUAUUUCAUUUGUAUAUGGCGAUUUUAUGACAUAUCUGACAGUGGUUCAAUGUGGAUUUGUAUACAGAUUAUACGGUUUAUAAUGGACAUUUUAUAACCGGCAUGACCUUUAGACAUUUUAGGCAAUUUGAUGGAAAUAUCUUCGCUCGGCUGGAAACCACAACGCAUGAUCCGCCUAAUUAUUUGUGGCAGUUUAACUGCUCGUUUUCCAUGGUGGAAGUAAAGUAAAGCAGUGGAAUACUUUUUAAUUUGGUUAAGAGAAAAGCGAGCGCGAUUACCACUCAAACGGCAUUUCGAUGGAAAAAACAAAGCGAAAUCAAUUGGAGUGUGCAGCCGGGGAAGAAAGUUUUUAAUAAUAAUUUGGUCUGCCUACUAAAGCAAUCAAGCGCAAACCCGUUGACAGUAUGACUGGAGAUGGUCGGGCGAGGAUUAAUAUUUGCUUCUCUGCCGGAUUGCUGCCUCUUCCCGCUCCGUUCUCCGUAUCGGCAUCGCGCCUGCAUAUAUAUCACGCCGCACAACAACAUAUAUACAUCCAGCUGAUAGGCAGAUUAUGAGGCGGAAAGUGUGAGAAGGGGGAGAAAAAGAUGCGGUAGCGGAUGAUGGAAAUCGGCUUAGAAACGCUGCUACAUCUGCACUACAAUGGCUGGUACAUGCGGCAUUUCAAUACGAGCAGUCCGCGUACGUCGAAUAGUACGUCGACGUCAGCGUCGUCGUCGACGCCGACUGCGCAUACGCCGUGGCCAUCAUCAUCAUCAUCAUCAACAGUUGCCAACAGUCACUCACGACUUUCAACCGGCACAUCCACAAUUGCCGAGUAUCACUAUCCCCAUAUUAUCCCGCAGUCCAAUGAUACGGAUACGGAUAUCCAGUGGAGUGCUGACGGAAAUUAUACGUCCACGCAGGGAGACGCUGAUUAUUAUAAUACUAGUGAUUUCGGCCGCAUCUUCUACUGGACCGUCGACAGGACGUCACAUGCGGAUGCGGAUGCGGACCGGCAACGACGCAAUAACACCGCUAAUGUCCACAGUGGAAUUGCUGCCGCCCACCAAUCUGCAGCCGGCAACUUAUCAUCAUCGGAUUAUUACAUCCUCAACAUAACGGAUGAUCUAAGCACAUUGCCCACUGCAUUUCCCAUGAUUAACACCACACAACGGGAGAAUGCCGGCACCGCGACAUUGUCAUUAUUACCGGAUACGAUGGACAUUACGCUGUAUAACACCACCACCAACAUCACCACCAACGAUACCUGCGUGUGGUCAGUGGAAGAUAUGAACCUGUGGGCCACGAUAGCCUGCGUGCUGAUCGUGGCCGGCUUCCUGGGCAAUCUGCUGGUUUGCAUGGCCAUUAUUACCGAACGCCGUUUGCAGUCGCCGACCACCAAGUUCCUCUUUUCACUGGCCGUCGCCGAUCUCUUCGUCUCGGUGUUUGUUAUGCCUUUGGGAAUAGUUGUUGAAAUAUACGGCGGUAGUUGGCCGUUAGACUUCAGUAUGUGUGUUUUGUACAACUUCUCGGACAUCACCGGCUGCACGGCCAGCAUCAUGCACAUGUGCUUCAUCAGUAUUGACCGCUAUCUGGGCAUCUCCCGUCCGCUGAAGCAGCGCAACCGCUCCAACUCCGUCAUCCACUUGAAGAUCGCCUUUGUCUGGAUCAUCACCCUGGCCAUCUCCUCGCCGGUCAUCUUCGUCAGCCUGCACGACCCGAGCAACGUCUUGCCCACGCCCUGUCUGUGUACGAUGGACAACCAGUACAUUAUGGUGGCCGGCAGUUUCACGGCCUUCUUCUUGCCGCUGGCCGUGAUGGCCUUCAUGAUGGGAUUGACGGUUAAACUGCUAAGGGAACAGGCCCGCUGGUCGGAAGGGAAGCGCGAGGCCGGCGGGGCGGUCAGCCGCUCACGGACGGCCAUUAAGCGGAGACCACAGGAGCGGGCGCCGCCCGAACGCUGUAAAGCGCGCUACCGCAGUGAUAGCAACAGCGGCGAACAUCGCAGAUCCAACGGGAACGUCGGCGUGUCGCAUAACGAAGAGUCCUCGGCGUCGGACAUUUCGCCGGAUGAGCCGCUGGCCACCUCCAACAGUCCGACGCGCAGCUCCAAGGGCGUCAGCAAGAUGCAGGCGGCGGUAAAUCUGUUCAAUCGGCGUCGCCAGAAGAAGCUCAGUGCUCAGAAAGUCGACAGCGAGAAGAAAGCCACCAAGGUGCUCAGCAUCGUCUUCGCGCUCUUCGUGGCCUGCUGGACACCCUUCUUCGUCAACAAUCUGUGGAUGGGCGCCUGCCUCUUCAACGGCUACGACUGCUCACCGAAGCCGAUCGUCCUCAAGGUGUUUUUGUGGCUGGGAUGGGCGUCCAGCAUAGUGAAUCCAGUGGUGUAUACGGUGGUGAAUCCGCUGUUCCGCAAAGCCUUCUUCCGCCUGCUGUGUUGCCCGUUCAGCAAGGACGCCGGUCAGCAGUGCCGGCGCCAACUGCAGCGCACCGUCCAGAACUGCCGCGAAUGGUCCAGUCUGUCGGGCAGCUGCAGCACCACCGGCUGCACCGGCGGACCGUCCAACAACAAACGCGCCAUCCUCCUACCAAACUCCGAUUCGACCCACUUCAAGCCGAACGUCAAAUGGAACCCCACCUUCUUAACGGCGCUGGCGCUGGAUAACGAAACUCCCGUUUAAAUAAUAUGUCCGCGCGACUUCCUGUGCGGAUCGAUUGAUGGAUAGUUUCAAUUUGGAUAAUUAUUACCCUUUGUUCUGCACUUGGUGGCAUUUCUCCCGGUUGCGCAAAAAACAGAAUUAUGAAGAGACAGUUAUUAGCGUACGACUUAUCCAACUUUCAACUGUGUUAAUUUGGUGUUCUUCCUGUGAGUUAUGGUGAUCUGUCUAAUGUCUGCCAAAAAUUGUUGCGUAUUGAUUAUAUUUGUCCGCUAUUUUUCUUGUAAUGUGAAAUUUAUGUCGGGCACAUAUUUACGUCUUUUGUACGGUGCGCUACGGCUGUCGUUUAGUAAAAUUUCCGACAAUCGACA
This is a messenger RNA of Paramacrobiotus metropolitanus, 3441 nucleotides long. Its product is annotated as 5-hydroxytryptamine receptor 2A-like. Gene Ontology annotation, cellular component: membrane. Gene Ontology annotation, biological process: adenylate cyclase-activating adrenergic receptor signaling pathway. Lineage: Eukaryota; Metazoa; Tardigrada; Eutardigrada; Parachela; Macrobiotidae. Gene Ontology annotation, molecular function: G protein-coupled receptor activity. The transcript has 6 exons. The record is from RefSeq and is a predicted model, not a curated record. The coding region runs from base 1034 to 3094 and encodes 686 amino acids.